Molecule: messenger RNA, 1775 nt
Organism: Amyelois transitella
Lineage: Eukaryota; Metazoa; Arthropoda; Insecta; Lepidoptera; Pyralidae
Product: alpha-(1,3)-fucosyltransferase 7
Exons: 5
Coding region: 279-1622 (447 amino acids)
Cellular component (GO): membrane
Molecular function (GO): alpha-(1->3)-fucosyltransferase activity
Source: RefSeq, a predicted model, not a curated record
UAUGUCUGCUAGUUAUGCAAACAAAGAUCAAAAUUGCCAGUAGCUAUUCAGUACGUUUUACAAUCAAAUGUGUAUACAAACACAUUCAAUGUGUGUUUAAAUUUGCGAUUUGUGAGAAAUGUGAAUGAUAUAUGUUUAAACUUAGAAGUUACCUAUUUACGAGAAAAGUUUAAUAUUUUGUAAGGUUUUAGCAUAGGUACUUAAUAGGUACCUAAAUCCUCAUUAAUUUUGAGAAAUGGUGUUAGCGAAUUGACGAUAUAUGUAAAGAUAAUUUGAAAAUGUGUUAUAGUUUUUCAAUAAAAAAAAGUUUUGCUAAAAUAGUCGUCAGAAAAAUAUGUGUUAACGGGCUUAUUAUAUACUGUCUUGCUUUGUUAUUAUUUUUAAUUUAUAAAUACGCUUGGAAUGAGGAUAAUAACGUGCCGUUUACUUCUGAUCAUAGUGAAAUAUUGAAGUCUACAAAUCUAAACGACCACAAAUUAAUUGUAAAGCAAUAUUUUGAAAUGAGGAAGUAUUGGAAGACAUCGAAUCUCGGAUCGUUAAUUUUCAAAAAUGAAACCCUGAUCACAUACCGGGAGAAAGAGAAAACCUUUAUCAUUUUAGUGUGGAAGUAUUGGAAUUGGUUGCGAUUGCGACACGUUAAUUAUUAUGGCAAGAAAAACCGGAGUGACGCGAACAUACUUCAUGAUUGCAGCGUUAAAAACUGCAUUUUCACAGGAGACAAUAAUACCAUUGAUAGUGUCGAUGCUGUUUUAGUGCAUAUGAUGCAUGGAGAUUAUCCCCAGGUUGAACAAAGGAAUAGAAAACAAAUUUGGGUAUUCCUUAAUGAUGAGUCACCCCGUUACGCUUUUUCGUUGACAAAGUUCCGACCGCAUUUUAGAAAAUUUUCCAAUAUUUUCAAUUGGUCCAUGAGUUACAGGACCAAUUCGGAUAUCCCCGUACCCUACGGCCGUACUGUGGCGCUAGAAAAACCUAAAAAAGAAAAUAUCACAUACAGCUCGAUCGCUGAAUUGAUACCAAACUUACAGUUCAAACGAUCAGAUAUACUAGUGGCCGUUAUUAUGUCGAACUGCAAGGUUCAGUAUAGAAUGAAGUUUUUGGAAGAAAUGCAGAAGUAUAUUAAAAUUGACAUUUAUGGGAGGUGUUCACCUGAUAAUAAGACUCGAUGUCCAGGUCAUUUUAAAGCAGACUGUAACACUGUUGAUCAGUACUAUUUCUACUUAGUUAUGGAGAAUUCUAUGUGCCGGCAAUAUUUAUCUGAAAAAGUUUUCCAUCAUGCGUACUCCAAAGGAGCAAUUCCGAUUCUACUUGGGCCUUCCUUACACGACUGCAAGACGUUGCUACCACCAAAUUCAUACAUACAUUCCGAUGAUUUCUUAUCGCAUAAGGAACUUGCGGCAAAGAUAAAAAGUGUUAUUACGAAUCCAAAAGAUUUUUUCUCCUACCACCUAUGGAGGAACCAUUUCAUGGUAUUGAAUGAACACGGCUACUUCGGAACCAAGUCUAAACAUUUGUGUAGAUUAUGUCAGGCAUUAAACUAUAACGACGAAAAGGAAAAGAUCUAUAGAUUCCAAGAUCUGCGUCUAUUUUUUGACGUCGACGUCUUGUGUAUGUUGGGCGUAUAGAAGUAACUAUAAAAAUAAAAUGAUGGCAACGUCGUGCUGGUUUUGACUUUUGUUAUUAAUAUUUUAAGUAUUAAGAAAACAUAUUAAGAACUUAUUAAAUUAGAAACAAGGCCGCUUAGUUUUAUUCCACCUACUUUACCUAUAGUCAGUUGA